AUGUUGGGCUCUGGGAUCCCCGCACUGGGUCUGCUCCUGCUACUUCAGGGCUCCGCAGAUGGGAAUGGAAUCCAGGGAUUCUUCUAUCCAUGGAGCUGUGAGGGUGACGUGUGGGAUCGGGAGAGCUGUGGGGGCCAGGCGGCCAUCGACAGCCCCAACCUCUGCCUGCGCCUACGGUGCUGCUAUCGUGAUGGGGUCUGCUACCACCAGCGUCCAGAUGAAAACAUGCGGAGGAAGCACAUGUGGGCGCUGGGCUGGACGUGCGGCGGCCUCCUCUUCUUGAGCUGCGGUAUCUGCUUGUUCUGGUGGGCCAGGCGCCGGGACCUGCUGCACACUCCCAGCUUCCUGGCGAGUAAUUGCGACCUGUCCCGGAGGGUCUCGCUGCUCUCCAAGGAACGAGGGAGCAAGAAGACAUCCAUCUCCACGGCCAAAUCGGGCAAGGACACGGAGGGGGGCACCGAGGGGGAAGGGACAGAAGAAGGCGAGGAGACGGAGGGCGUGGAAGACGAAGAUUAG
Molecule: messenger RNA, 516 nt
Organism: Saimiri boliviensis boliviensis (Bolivian squirrel monkey)
Lineage: Eukaryota; Metazoa; Chordata; Mammalia; Primates; Cebidae
Gene: TMEM190
Product: transmembrane protein 190
Biological process (GO): hematopoietic progenitor cell differentiation
Cellular component (GO): inner acrosomal membrane
Source: RefSeq, a predicted model, not a curated record